Molecule: messenger RNA, 315 nt
Organism: Ambispora gerdemannii
Lineage: Eukaryota; Fungi; Glomeromycota; Glomeromycetes; Archaeosporales; Ambisporaceae
Source: the annotation of a GenBank genome assembly
AUGGAAGUAGAAAAAGUAGAAGAAAUCAGAGAAGAAAAAUCUUUAACAGAACAAGAAGCAGAGAAACACGACCAGGAAAUACUUCGAAUAACGACUGAAAUGGAAAAACUAGUACAAUCACAGGAACAGCAGACUAGUGAAAUCAACGAAUUAAAAAACAGACUAAAAGAAAAGAAAGAACGAAUAAACGAAUUAACCCAACAAAUAGAACUAAAAGGAGAAAAUAAGAAACAAAUACAAGAAUUAGAAAACGAAGUGGAAGAAAAAAAUCAACUGACAAAAACAAUCACGACAUUACAAGAAAAAGAAAAAUGA